Messenger RNA from Silurus meridionalis, 2066 nucleotides. It is a transcript of the gene aldh3a2a, whose product is annotated as aldehyde dehydrogenase 3 family, member A2a. Gene Ontology annotation, cellular component: cytoplasm. The record is from RefSeq and is a predicted model, not a curated record. Gene Ontology annotation, biological process: aldehyde metabolic process. Gene Ontology annotation, molecular function: aldehyde dehydrogenase (NAD+) activity. Lineage: Eukaryota; Metazoa; Chordata; Actinopteri; Siluriformes; Siluridae.
AUGUCUCGAGAGCAGCUGGUGGUUCAGCAGGCCAGGGAGGCCUUUCAAGCAGGAAGAUCGACCCUUGGUUUCAGAGUUCAGCAGCUGAAAAACCUACUGCGAUUUAUUUCGGAAAAACAGAAAGACAUCACCGAUGCUCUCAAGAAAGACCUGUACAAGAGCGAGAACGGAACGCUGCUGUAUGAGAUCUUCGGCCUUGAAGGAGAGAUCGAGCUGGCUCUGAACAACCUGGCAGAGUGGGCAGCUCCUCGUCCUGUGGCCAAAACUCUUGUCACCAUGUCGGAUGAGGUUUACAUUCGGCCCGAACCUCUCGGAGUGGUGCUUAUUAUCGGAGCUUGGAAUUAUCCGAUAGCUGUGACGCUACAGCCACUAGUAGGAGCUAUUGCAGCUGGUAACGCAGCAGUUGUAAAGCCAUCAGAGGUCAGCUCUCACACCGCCAAGGUCAUGGAGCUCCUGCACAUGUACUUGGACCCGGAGAUGUACCCUGUGGUGACUGGUGGAGUUCCUGAAACCCAGGAGCUGCUGAAGCAGCGUUUCGAUCACAUCUUCUACACAGGAAACAGCUCAGUUGGGAAACUGGUUAUGGAAGCAGCUGCACGGCAUCUCACACCAGUCACUCUGGAGCUUGGGGGGAAAAGUCCCUGCUAUAUCGAUAAAGAUUGUGACCUUCGUAUAGCCUGCCGCCGCAUCACAUGGGGGAAGUAUGUUAACUGCGGUCAGACCUGCAUAGCCCCUGAUUAUCUUCUUUGUGAACCUAGCAUCCAAGACAAAGUGGUGGAAGAGAUUAGGAAAUGCAUUCAGGAAUUUUAUACAAACGAUCCUAAGACCUUCAGAGACUAUGGACGCAUCAUCAACCAGCGGCAUUUCAAGAGGAUAAUGGCUCUCAUGGAGGGUAGCACAGUGGCUAUAGGAGGAGGACAUGAUGAAUCCCAGAGUUACAUUGCUCCCACGGUCCUGAGAGAUGUAACCCCAGAAGCAAAGGUGAUGCAGGAGGAGAUCUUUGGGCCUAUACUGCCUAUCGUCCCUGUAAACGGACUGAACGAGGCCAUCCAGUUCAUUAAUGAAAGAGAAAAGCCUUUGGCAAUAUAUGUCUUUUCUUCCAGUAAGAAGGUAAUAAAGAAGAUAAUGCUGGAAACAUCCAGUGGAGCUCUGUUAGCCAACGAUUGCCUUGUUCACUAUUCUAUCAGUGACUUGCCUUUUGGUGGUGUUGGUAACAGUGGAACAGGUUGCUACCAUGGAAAAUACACAUUUGAUCAGUUGAGUCACUUGCGCAGCUGCCUCAUUAAAAAUCUGAACAUGGAAAAGUUCAACCUGAUCCGCUACCCACCUCACACAGCAAAGAAACUCUGCUGGGCACGAAUAUUCCUCAUCAAGCAGGUGAACGUGAAACGCUGGAGACAGUUGGUGCAAGUUGCUAUGUUUGCAGCUCUGGCUGCUUUUGUAGUGCAGAGGUUCUUGCGAUAAGGUGGAUGAGAGGAGCACCAGCAGUCCCAUCCAGGCUUCUCCAGAAACUUUGUCUUAUUACUGUGAAAUCAAUAAUAAAGAGCAAAGCUGAAAUAAAUCUUCACCUUGUUAAAAGUAAUAAUAAUAAAAAAAAUUGAAAGAGCAAUCAUGCAUUACAGUAAGGUAGAAACAUAGAUUUCAUUUUACUGACAUUUACCUCUAUUAAAUACCCUAAUUAUACAAUUAAACACUAUAUUUGGAAAGUAGAAACUCACUUGUUAAGGUGUUAGACUUUGAAUGAAAAGGUCGUGAAUUAAAAUUCCAUAACCACUGUUGUGCCCUAAGAAAGACCCCUUAAACCUCAUCUGCUCAAGAGGGGAUAAGAUCAUUGCAUACCUUAUGCUAUAAAUGUAUUUCAUUUUAUGUAUCUUGUAGCUAGAAUGCAUUUUUUUUUCCAUAUAUCUUUCAAAAAUAGAAGAACAGAUCUGUGUAUUUGAUAUUAAAUAUAUUUUGGUAGGUAUUGGGGAACUUCAUGACACAUCUUUCUUGUAAUAUGUCUUUUAUCCUUUCUCUGUGGGUCAAAAUGCUUCAGAAAAUAAAAUAAACUGUAUUUAGAAACUUGA